AUGAAUCCAGGGACAAAACCAAAGAGCUGUGUGAUAAAGCCAUUCGUAAAGCUUACACAGGACGUGAUAAGCCAUGGGAAAAGGAUAACCGGCUGCUCCAGCUUGGACGAGCUCUGUCGGGUGAUGUUUUCCGGCCCUGAAAAGUUGUAUGACACCCAGGAUGGCACUGAUAAUUUGUCCAGGGGAAACAACCCGACGAACGAAUCAAUCAAUCAACAUAACCAAACGAGCAAUUCAGGUGGCCAUGGGAGGAACCUUUAUGAGCUGAUGGCCGGCGAGGCUGAUCCGCAGCCCGGACCGUUGAACGGACAUCGGAAUAUAGCUAUGGCGAGUCCCGAGGAUGGUUGGAGGGCUAUGGCGGGUGUCGAAGAUGAUUUUGUCGGGGGUAGUUUUUUCAAUGACGAGUGGGUCCGGACUGUUCGUUAUCCUUCGGGUUUUCCGUACCAGCCUCAGUGGCUGCUGGUCACACAAGACGUUGAAAACCCCCAACCCGACUAUCUAUUUGCUGCCUAG
Morchella sextelata is the source of this 513-nucleotide messenger RNA. RefSeq lists its product as uncharacterized. NCBI's taxonomy places the organism in Eukaryota, Fungi, Ascomycota, Pezizomycetes, Pezizales, Morchellaceae. Bases 1 to 513 code for a protein of 170 amino acids. The transcript is spliced from 2 exons. The record is from RefSeq and is a predicted model, not a curated record.